Molecule: messenger RNA, 1808 nt
Organism: Durotheca rogersii
Lineage: Eukaryota; Fungi; Ascomycota; Sordariomycetes; Xylariales; Xylariaceae
Exons: 1
Coding region: 368-1780 (470 amino acids)
Molecular function (GO): protein binding
Source: RefSeq, a predicted model, not a curated record
GUUAUGGUAUGCCUUGUCGGUGAUGCCUCAGGCAACUACCUACCUAGAGGCGGGAAUGCCUCCAUAGGUACCUCUACGUACGUGGUAGGUACAUCUACGGAGUGCUACGGAGGUUAGAUACAGGCAGGUCACCUGCUUAGGGGUUUGUGUAAAUAGGUAGGUACCUAGAAAAGCGCGGUCGCCUUUUAUACCUACCUCUUGUGCACUUGUGCCCAUUUAUACCCAUUCAUACGACGUCGAAUCUACGAGGCAGGACCUAUGAGUAGGUACCUACAUAGGUAGUAGACAUUCUUCAACCCUCAUCUCGCCAUCCGCCUCUUCCAUUAGUUUAGCCGAGGCGGGCUAACUAAGCCUACUUGACCUCGCUAUGAACAACACCACGGAACCUCUAACCGCCACCACUCCCAUUGGCCCCCCCUCACUCCUCGUCCUCCCGCACGAUAUCCUGCUGAGCCUCCCCUCCUACCUCGGCGACAUCGAGGACCUCGUCAACCUCUCCUCGACCUGCCGCGCUCUGCACGCGUGCGUGGAGCGCAUCUUGCCCAACACCCUCUUGCGCCUCGCCGUCCGGAGCCGGGCCCUUUUCCAGCCGUGGCCCUACCUUCUCGUCUGCGCCACCGCGCGUGAGCUCGGCAGCUGGGCCCGCGCCUCGGACGCCAACGAGGCCGAGCUCGCGAGCGGCUUGUACCGCCGCGGUAUCCAUCACCUGCUGGGCCUCGCCCUGCGGCACUGCGGUCUCACGCUCGCUCGCAUCCGCCGGCUGCACCGCCUGCGUUACACCCUGAUCAGCCCCGUCGUUGACCUCGUCGAUCGCUGCGUUGGCUACCAGUGGGGUAGCAACCCGGACUUCUGGGACAGCGGCAUCGACGACGCCUACGCCAUCUUGGCGGAUGCGUCUGACACCUUCUUCCAGCUGGCCAUCUAUGGGGAGCUGUUCGGACCCGAGUUCGACCUGCUCCUCCCCUCCUCCGUCUCCCUUACCGAGCCGCGGAGCCCUCCGGCUAAGAAGCUCAGGGUGGACACGCGCCUGGAAUUCGUAAAAUACUGUGUUCCUGACUUUGCCACCCAGUGCUACGACUCCGCGUCUAAUAUCACCCUCCCCGAUGGUACGCUGGACCCGCGGCGCGCUGUGAUCAAUUACCCAGACGGGCCGUACCCGCAGGAUCAGCCCCCAGACAAAAACAACAACUUGGCACUGGCAUGGCUGUUAAAGAGCAAGCGGUGGAGGCCCGUGUGGAGACGUGCACGCGAGGUCGCCGGCGCCGCGCCUGACUUCGUCUCACCGACGACGCCACUGAGAUUGCGUCUUGGGACCGGUGACUGGCGCCAGAAUCUGCUCGAAAUGGUGAUGCAGUGCCAGGGCCUCGAUGGCCUCGGCAUGGCGUUUCUCGGCAAGGACGCAGCCGAGGCCGAGUACGAGGGCGAGGAGGACGAGGGGAACGGCGAUGACGGCGAUAACGAAGAAGAAGAAGACAACGACGACGACGAUGAUGAAGGUGAAGAUAAUGAUGACGAGAUCAACGACAACCAAAACGAAGGCCAGGGGUUAGAGGUACAUGAACAGCAUAGACCCUUCGCACCAACAUGGACGAGUGUAGGCAGAGAGAUGGAGGCGGAAGUGGACAGCUGGAAGCCCCAGAUCCGCGAGUGGCGCGACAGGAUCGCACUCCUGGAGCAGGAGCCCCCGACUACCCGCGUUGGGCUGUGGAAUACACACGACUACCCCGACCUCUUUAUGGACCUAUGCAUUUGCUCGAGCGGAUUUGUCGUCGGCACCUAGGGUCUAAUUCGUUUUUUUUUGGGGGGGG